ACGACGACCAUUUCAAUCCCUUGAAAUAAACAUAUACAAAGAAAAUGAAUAACUCCCCUUCAUUUUCGCUUGUGUCUUCACAUGCCUCUGCUACUCUUCUUCAUACCCUCUUUUCCUUGGGAAUGAAAAACAUACAGAGACAAAUAAUUUAGAGAUCCAGAUGGAGAAAGAUCAGCCUAAAAAAUCCGGCAGCUUUGCCUGCCGUGACCCCGACUCUUGUCCGGCAUCCGAGUCCGUGAACGUUGAAGCGCAGCCUGACGAACACGAGACUAAGGAAAAACACAAGGAGGAAGAGGAGAGUGAGCAGAAGGACGAUUCUUCUCCCGAUACCGAUUCCAUCACUCUUCCUAAAGUCUCCGAAGACAUCGAUCGAUUCAUUUCUGAUCUUUGCGAUUCCAUAUCUACCCCCAAUCCACCAGAAGUUCCCAAUUCCAUUGAGCAGUUCGCAGAGCUUGUUGAAACAGAGAUUACUAAGUACGAGUCGAACGAAUCUACCACCAAGUGGAGCCAUGAAUUGGAUGAAGACACGUCUAGUCUUCUUGAAGCUGUAAAUAGAAUCUCAAAGCUAGCGAACGCCUUCGGUGGAUUCCCGUCGGAGACAAAAUACACUUAUUCACUUAGCCGUGCCAGCAGAAUUCUUCAACGAGCAAUGUCAUUCUUGGAGGAGGAAUUCCGCUCGCUCCUAGAAGAUUCGAGAUCCGUCGAUUCGGAUCCGACUAUAACAAAGCAACCUUCUUUUAAUUCUAAUAAUGAUUCCGACCGUAACGCCCAAGGGGAACCCGAUUCCGCUAGAGACACCAAUUUUCCGGGCUACUCGCCCGAUACAGUGGACAAUUUGAAUAGGAUUGCAUCAGCAAUGAUUUCAGCAGGCUACGAGACUGAGUGCUGCCAGGUCUAUACCAUCGCAAGGCGAAAUGCUUUCGAGGAGAGAUUGAGCAAGCACGGGUUUGAGAAGAUUAGCAUCGACGAUGUGCAGAAGAUGCAAUGGGAAACACUGGAAGCAGAAAUUGCUACAUGGAUCAAGGCAUUCAAGCGUUGCAUCUCGAUCUAUUUCUCCGCCGAACGGCAGCUUUGCGAGUCCGUUUUUUCAUGCAAUCCAACACUUUACGACGGACUAUUUUGUAACCUUACGCGUGGUGUCCUCAUACAGCUUCUUAAUUUCGCUGAAGCGGUCGCAAUGACGAAGCGGUCGGCUGAGAAGCUGUUCAAGUUUCUUGAUAUGUACGAAACCUUGCGCGAUUUGAUUCCGGCCAUGACUGGCCUAUUUUCGGAAGAGCCGUUACGCGAACUAAAAACAGAGACCACAUCUGCUCGGUGCCGACUGGGUGAAGCUGCGGUCACCAUUUUCUGUGAACUCGAGAAUUCAAUCAAGACUGAUGCAGGGAAAACUCCAGUUCCCGGUGGUGCGGUUCACCCCUUGACGCGCUACACCAUGAACUAUCUAAAAUACGCAUGCGAGUACAAGGAUACCUUAGAACAGGUAUUCCAAGAACAUCAAAAGAUUGAACAAUCAGACGCGUCGGCUGGAUCAGAUGCGGAAAGCGAGCCAUCGAGCGGGGCUGAUCAGGUGGCGAAGCAAUCACCUUUUUCAAAACAACUACUGAGGGUUAUGGAUCUUUUGAGCUCAAAUCUAGAGAUAAAAUCGAAACUCUACAAGGACCCGUCCUUGAGCUACAUCUUUUUGAUGAACAAUGGGCGGUACAUCGUGCAGAAGAUCAAGGGAUCCGCGGAGAUAUACGAGUUAAUUGGUAACUCAUGGUGCCGGAAAAAAUCAUCCGAACUCAGGCAAUACCAUAAGAAUUACCAAAGAGAGACGUGGAAUAAGGUGUUAGCAUUACUCAGAGAUGAGGGCUUGCAAGUGCAUGGGAAAGUAGCGAAGCAAGCGCUCAAGGAGAGGUUCAAGUCCUUCAAUUCCAUGUUUGAGGAGAUUCACAAGACGCAGUCUUCGUGGGUGGUAAGCGAUGAACAACUUCAAUCCGAGCUUAGGGUGUCCAUAUCGGCAGUUGUGAUUCCAGCAUAUCGCUCCUUCGUGGGGAGGUUCCGGCAAUAUUUGGAUUCCGGUAGGCAAGCAGAGAAGUAUAUUAAGUAUGGACCAGAAGAUAUCGAGACAUACAUCGAUGAGCUGUUUGAGGGGAAUCCGGCAUCAAUGGUGAAGAGGAAAAAUUAACGAAAGGUACGACAACAUUAUUCGUUGGAAGUUACCUAAAAAAAGGGAAAAUUGAAUGAAACUUAAAAGGAAAAAAAAGGAGAUGUUUUGAGGUGGUAUUUCUUGUCUUGGUUUAUAGCUUUUACAUUCUUUUUGCCUCUUUUUUUUUUGGUAUCCUUAUGCUUCAAGGGAUAAAUGUCAUCCGAUGUAACCUUAAUUUUGUUUAAGGUAUAUAAUAUUACAGUU
This is a messenger RNA of Nelumbo nucifera (sacred lotus), 2392 nucleotides long. RefSeq names its product exocyst complex component EXO70C1-like. Gene Ontology annotation, cellular component: exocyst. Gene Ontology annotation, molecular function: phosphatidylinositol-4,5-bisphosphate binding. The record is from RefSeq and is a predicted model, not a curated record. Lineage: Eukaryota; Viridiplantae; Streptophyta; Magnoliopsida; Proteales; Nelumbonaceae. Gene Ontology annotation, biological process: exocytosis.